AUGGCGGCGAGCCGUGAGAGACGCGCGCUGCCGCCCCCCGCGGAUUCGGGCUCGCCGCGAAGAGCCGAGGAGAUUGGCGGGAGCGGUGCGCCGCCUGGCGUCGGCGCAGCCGUUGACGCGCGCCUGCUGAGAAGCUUCGACGGUCUCGCGCGCGACCUCGACCACGCGAUUCGCACGGCAGCAACGCCGUCGCAGCAGCACGACGCCAUCGCGACGUGCCUGCUCAUCGCCAACACGCUGUGCGACUGGCCGGAGAGCGACGAGCCACGGUCGCGAGAGGCGUUCGGCUUCCGCGUGCUGCGCAGCAUGCCGUGCGCCGCCGAGUCGCUGCUGCUGCGAGGCAAGCGCGGGGCAGACACGUUUUUCCUGAUGGAGCACAGCAGCAGCAGCAGGCGGCGUGCAGCUGCGACCCCGUGGAGGGGCUUCUGCGGGCCGCAGGGCAGCUCGCAUGUCCCCGCCACCGCCACCGCUCCCCCCGCGCUCUGCCCUCUGCUGCCCGUGGGCCUGCGCGCCCCCUUCCCCACGCAGCUGGAGGUGGCGUCGUCUCAGAUCGACCGCACUGCCAAGGCAGCGGACGCAAGGCGCCAUGCUGGCACGGCAGCACAGCCAGGAGGCUGCAGAGCAGGUGAGAGCGCACGCCACGGGGCCAGGCGGUUCUUCCUGCUGCUCAACCACCCACUGUCGCACCGACCCCCACCACCACCUUCCCUGUCUCGAUCGCUCUCACGCACACACGCCCAAUCACCAGCGGCCGUGCCUGUAUCACCCUCAGGGUCACAACCCCAAGCAGUGACGGCACCAAGCUCGCAACAACCGAUGGCAGUAUCCCCCUCCUGGUCACAGCCACGGUCCCCAUCGUUCUCCUCCUCCCCAGCGGCCAUGGCAGAGAGUGCUGCGCCCACCCACCGCUUCUGCCAGCCUCUCUCCUUUGUACUCAUCUCCUCCACCGCCUCCCACACCCCACCUCCCACCUCAACCCCCUCCGCCUUCCCCUCUCUCGCCCCUCCAGCUGCCCCGGCCGCCCUGCCUGCACCUGCCACUGUGCCUGCCACUCCCACAGGCAACGCGAGGGAGCUGUACUCUCACGUCAAGGCGUUCCUGGCCGGGCGAACUGGGGGCAUUGGCAGUGGGGACGGCAGUGAGGAGGGCGGUGGGGACGGUGGUGGGGACGGUGGUGGGGAUGGUGGUGGGGACGGUGGUGGGGAGGGUAUUAAAGAGGGGAGUGCGGAAGGCAGUGGGGAAGGCAGUGGGAAGGAGGCGGUACAAGGUGUGUGGCGUGUGGUGCGGGCAUGCGGGGUGGAGUCAGCAGAGGGGCUGAGUGGCGUGGUGGACGAGAGGGGAUGGACCGCCAUGCACGUGGCUGCUCGCAAUGGCGACUCCCCCGUGCUGCAGGCGCUGUUGCACAUGGGCAUGCCGGCGGGGGUGUGCAGCACACGCAACGCCACCACGCCACUGCACGUGGCGGCGUAUGGCGGCCACGUGGGCUGCAUGUGCCUGCUGGCGCAGCAUGGCGCGGACAUCCGCGCUCGCACUGUUGGCGGCUGUGAGUGGAUUCACAUGAGAUGGUUGACAGUGCUGUGCGUGUCUCAUUCUCCACCCAGCAUCCUUUCCUUUCCCUCUUGCCUUCACCUGCUGUGCCAUUGCUUCCGGAGCCGCUUUCCUCCUCCCGCGAGCCAGCAGCAGUGGGAGGCGGUGAGGUGGCUGGCACAGCAGGGAAUAGAGCCGGCAGAGGUGGAAGCAGCAGGAGCCAACCCCAAGGCGGACAAGCUGCCCGCUCACAUCAUGGCAAGGGCGGUGCAGAUAGUGCGGGAGGAGUACGAGAGGCGCGCAGGCCAGGGGGAGGAAAGGGGGUAUGGAUUUGGGGAGGAGGGUGGUGCGGGUGCGAGCUGGGUGGAUGAAUUCCUAGUGCUCGAUGAUCACCUUGAUGUUCUCGCCGCCAUGGAGGCCCUGCCGGCCGACGAAGAUGAUCCUCAGACUGGCCCUGACGAGCCACCUUUACCGGCGAAACCGACAGCGCAAGCCUUGCCGGAGAAAGCAUCAGAUGAUCCCCGGUCUGGGCUCGAUUUUCUUAGAGCUACCGGUGCUCCGGUGACACCAGAACCUCCUAGGUCUACGGUUCAUGACUCUGCUGCUAGAGUAACCCCUACUCCUUCUGAUUCUCCACAUCCUGUCGCCUUCACUCUACCCCCGGCUGUUGCUUCUUGCAGCAAAGAUCCCCCACCGCCAUCGCCUAGCCCCACUCCAAGCACGGUGCGUGUGUCUGUUGGCCCGCCGUCGGCUUCUUCCACUCCCAAGCGAGCGCGAAAUGGGAAGUGGGCGCAGAGUACUCUGGUCGUCGGAGGCCGCCGUAUUCCACCGCCUGACAAUGACAAGCCGGCAGAUCCUCCACCGAAAGAAGCUGAGCAACCGGAGGAAGUUGACAUCCCUGUGCGCGCGGAUACCGGCUCGCCCGCACUCACCAAGAUGCAGCUGCGAGAGCAGGUGUACCUUGAGGCGAGUAUUAACUACGAGACGAAGUGGUCGCAACACUUUUCCUGGCUGGUGUUUGGGAAGACCAAGGACGGUUUUCCAUACGUGAAGUGCUCCAUCUGCAUGUCGUACGCGAAGGGGAACACGAGGUACGCCAUGCAAGGUGACGACGGUGGCCGUGACUUGCAGACGCAGUCGUUCAGGGCGCACGAGCAUACGGACGCACACAAGGCUGCGGUGAAUCGGCAGUUGAAGCUUGCGGCGGGCAUCCGCGAGGGCCAGCAGGCGAUUUUUGACUUCAUCAACUCCGACGUCGAGGGGCGGCGCGCGAUUCGUCUCAUGCGUGAGGCGUUGGCUGUGAAGGACGCCGCUGCGUCAAACGAGGACCUUGGCAUGGUCGACAAGGUGGUGCGCACAGUGGCGACGCUUCUCGGAAACUCAAGCGUGUGGAGUCAGCGCUUCAAGUACCUUCAGCGAGUGAUCUACCAGACAAACCUCGAGGUCCAAGGAAUCCACACGGUUCGAUGGCUGUCACGAGGUGAUGCGGUGCGCAGGCUGUGCAAGGUCCUCGACGCUUGCAUCGUGCUGCUCUGGGAGCACAACCACAAGGCCUACGAGAUUGUGACGUGCUACAAGUUCCAAUUCUGUUUGUUUUUCCUGGCCGACAUUCUGGCCGACAUGAACGACCUCAACCGCUGCUUCCAGAGGCGUGAGCUGGAUGUGACUGAGAUUUCGAAGACUAUUGAGUCCACCACGGGUGACCUGACGGAGCGCUACUUGACGACAAACAAACCGUUCGGGGGCGAGGGCAAGAGCUGGCUGGUAAACUUCCUCAAGGUCCACAAGGAGGGUGGAGGCAAGCAGGUCCGGGUUCGAGGCGUGGACGGAGAGGGACGCCCAAUCAACCACCUCUACACCAUGCAUGAGAGGAAGCUGAAGGGCCACAAGCAGGGAAGCACCUACGCAGACUGCGUGAAGCUGUGCCGCCAAUUUGCCCGCGACUGCGUGGACAACCUGAACGAACGGCUGGAUGACCUUGGGAAGCUGGGCCCGACGAAGCUGUUCCGGGCGGGGAAGUGGCCGAAGAUCAAGGCCCAGCGAGAGAAGAAGUGCAAGGAGUGGCUGCACGGAUGCAGCAGGCUCUUCCGCCACAAGCUGCCGGGAUUCGACCUCAAAGCAGCAGAGAGGGACCUCCCGACAUUCUGCGCGAUCAUGGAGUCACACCAUGAGAUGGAGAGCUUCGCCCAGGGCCUUCACAACUUUCUUGGGAGCGUAGACUCAAAGAGGUAG
Messenger RNA from Closterium sp. Naga37s-1, 3759 nucleotides. The record is from the annotation of a GenBank genome assembly. NCBI's taxonomy places the organism in Eukaryota, Viridiplantae, Streptophyta, Zygnematophyceae, Desmidiales, Closteriaceae.